Messenger RNA from Eleginops maclovinus (Patagonian blennie), 6475 nucleotides. It is a transcript of the gene pag1, whose product is annotated as phosphoprotein membrane anchor with glycosphingolipid microdomains 1. The record is from RefSeq and is a predicted model, not a curated record. Gene Ontology annotation, biological process: intracellular signal transduction; negative regulation of T cell activation. Lineage: Eukaryota; Metazoa; Chordata; Actinopteri; Perciformes; Eleginopidae. Bases 2541 to 3896 code for a protein of 451 amino acids. The transcript has 9 exons. Gene Ontology annotation, cellular component: membrane raft; plasma membrane.
AUAAGGGUAUUUCCCAAAGUAUUUUAGAGCUUCUCGCAGCAGGUGUGUUCAGUUUCUAAUAAUUUGAGUCACAGUACCGUGUGAUCAAAUGACUUAGCAGAAUGUAAUUUGCAUGAGCCGAACUUUUCCCUAUUCAGGGGGUGCUAAACAACUGCUUGUAAUUCUGCGCUCAUUAAAACUGUCAUAAUGUGUCUGGACUGAUAGAGAACACAGAGAUGCUGCUAUGCCAGGCCUGAAGGUCCUGCUGCUGAAAGGAUGAAGUAUAAUCGCACUCUGUCUGGCUGCUGUGAGUAGCCGAGUUCCAUCAUAGGCUGUCAAGAUGUCGUUAGGCAGACUACCCACAUUUCACACUCACUUAGGCUUCAACAAGCAACCCACCCCAUCCCCGUCAUUGGUAGGCAAACAGUGGAGCGUUUAGCACUGCAUCCCAGGUUUUGCAAUUACCCCGCACGCCCUGUUUGACACCCCUGUCCAUCUGAGACACACACCUCGGGAAUUAGGUGGAGGAUUGAGUCUGCAUGUUGCUUUGACUACCAAAGAGUGUUUGUCAAAUGUCAAGCUUGCUGCAGAUUGAGCCGGAUUCAAUAAAAAUACUGUUAUCUGCUGUUUUUAGAAAGAGCAAUUUCUCUUUCAUUGAUCUGGAAAGGAGAAAAAUAGAAGGGCCGAGUGUAAUUAUUUUUCCUUUCAGAUGGACUUCGUGCUGUGCUGGGCAGGAUGGGAUUUGGAGAGAAUUGAAUUUCUAUGUUUUAUGGUACCCUCUGUGGCACUGAAACACCCCUUGAAAUGCUCUGGAUAUUACAUAUUAAUUUGUAAACUCUUUCAGGGACAAGUUGGCCUCUACUUAAACCUAACUCGCACUAAAUGAAUGGUAGCACUUAAAGGGUUUAGCCAAUUUGGAACUAAGGCACCAGCACUUACAAAGGUUUGGCCUAUUUGGAAGUGCCCCUGUUGUUUCUUGUUGUUCUGAGUUUGUAUCUUUAUGGUUUAUUUCACUUAUUUUAAGUCACUUUGGAUAAAGAUAUCAGCUUAAUGAAAUGUAAUGUAAUACCUAUAGGGGCAAUCAUUGACUAAAGCAUUCAUACAAAAAGUGGCAUUUACAUUUACACUUAUUUAAUAAGCACCACUUGUGUUUACCAGAACUGUGCUAAUAAGUUUCUUUGAAAGAAGUCAUUCAGAGUGAGAAAACCCUUGAAAAAAAUAAUAUAACGAACAACAACUCUUUUUGACUAAGACCAAAACGACUGAAUAGUUGACUGAGAUAUUGACAUUUAUUACUUGGUUUCGACCUGACUCGGUUGGUCCUAACUUUUGCAGGGUGUGGGUUAUCACCUUGCCUGGUUUGGCUAAAAAACAGGAAGUGUUUAAUGUGGACAGACCAUUUAGUAGCCAGCAAGCUGCGGUUGGGGGGAGGCCUCUUGAGGGCUGAUACGUGUUACCAAUGUUGCAAACAUUAGACAUGUGCAGCGUCAUGGGCUGAACUGACACAUUUAAAGUCUCCAUUCCCAGCCCUGUGCAUUCACACCUAUAAUGUAUAUUCAAAGUGGUUUAAAUGUAAUCCUCACAAGUACAUUUCAAUCUUUUCGAAACAGUGCUGACAUGCAAUGUUGCUUGUUUAGCCACUAUCAUUCAUCUGCAGUUUUUCUAUGAGGUCUUUCAUUUUGUAAAGCAAGAUAACUAACUGCUGGUUUGAGACAUGGCCAUUAACUCUGAGCUUAUUCUCUCCAGCCAAAUUAAGAGCGGUUGCGGAGAUUGUCUUGUGUCAUCUGCUUGUAAAGAUUAGAGGGCUCAGUCAGUCUGUGAAGUAUGGAGAAAAGCUAUUAGCUGAAAUUUUGACAGAUGAAAAGAAUAAAACAUGAGACGGCAAUUCUAAUAUCAAAAAGGGGGCUAUUGAUCUCCAGUGCAUGAGACGGGUUAUCACUGGUGCUCCUCUCGGCUUCCUCGAACCUCGGAGAAUUGAUUUUUUAUUUGUUCUGUACAGCGUAAAGGGCACUUGUUACGCGUUUUGAAAUCCCAUUUGUAGUAUUAAAGCACCGGAGUGUCUCUUCGUCUGGAAGGACACACUAUCUUCAUAGGGUGCACUUGACAGCAUUUAUGGAUCUUCAACAUGUUUAGAGCUGCAUUUGGCUCUGAAAUACAAAUUCCCACAGUAGAACCAUUACAGGCUGAGAAAGAGUGAUGAUAUGAUACAAAUAAUAUUUGUUAUCACACCUCACUAUCAGGAGAUGCUAAUUUGAAGAAGGGGAGCUGCCUAAUGUUCUGAUGAGCUCGACUGUUAAAAAUUACACUGGGUAAUAAAUGAUAGAUAAAAUAAUCUUUAAACCAUGAUGGAUCUCUUCUUUAGAGAACGAAAGAAAGUUUUAUGGACUGCAAAUGUUUUUUUUAACCUUGUAUGUGUGUGUUUAUACAUGUCUCACUCUGAGAGGCAACACCUUUGAGACGAGAAACAGCUGACUCCAUUAGGCGAGGCCGACCUGACUAAUCAUCCCAGGUGUCAAGCCGGUACCUGUCCGAUGUCCUCUCCCCCCACAGUGUGAUGCGUCAUGGCUCCGGUGCUGAGUGGAGUGUGGUGGGGGCCGGAGGCGGGGGUCGUUGGGUCGGGGGCCGCAGCUGCUACUGGGGUGGCGUCGUGGCUGGGCAGCGGGCAGCUGGUCCUGGUCGUCACCCUCAGCACCCUCGCCACCCUGCUGCUGGUCUCUGUGAUGCUGCUGCUGUGUGCUAGCUGCCAGGGGCAGAAGAAGGCGGUCAACGGACAUUCAGCAGGAGACCACGAGAACCUCAUGAAUGGAGUGUCAGAGAAAGACACGAUCAGCCAAUCAGCAGACAGUCCUGCAAUGGACUUGGCUAUCAGCAGCUCUCACAAUGGUCCUUUAACCAGCGGUACGAUCCUAACAGACACACAGGACACCAGUCCCCAGCCGUCAGAAGAGAUGCUCUCCAGCCAAUCAGAGCUCAGGUCCUCUAAGUGUCCUCAGGACCGUGAGCUUCCCAGCAUUCCUCCCAAUAACGGCCUUAUUGGGGAGGGACCCCCAGCCUCAGGAGACAGCACCUAUGAGGUGGUGAAGGAGAUGGCGGUGUCGUCACGUGACGUCAGCGUCGAAGACUCCCUGUACGAGACGGUGAAAGAACUCAAAGAGCCCCCCCCACAGCUGGGCCUCCCCAAUGGUACCAUCCAGCUGAGCUCAGACGAACCUCCCAAUCACCCCCCCGCAAUUCUCAACGGUCACCUCAGCCCCUGCACACCUGAGCGGGGACCCCUGUGCGCUGGGGUGGAGUACGCCUCGGUGGACCUGAAUAAGAAGAGCCGUCACAGCGCAGACAUGGAGGCCAAACGGCGCUCUGAUAACGCCAGCCUUCCCCCCCGCAAGACUGUAGAGGAACCAGAGGAGGACUUACCCCCGCCGGUACCAGCGAAGGUUCUGGAUGAAAAUGACAACCAGCCGGUGGUGAUGAAUGGGCUGACCGACUCUGGGCUGCACAAUGGAGAGUUACACUCCCCUCCAUCUCCUACGCCGGGGUUCAGCAACCACAACCUGUCAGACAAUGAGGCAGCAGUGUACUCCACAGUCGACAAACCAAACCAUCACGAAGCUGUGAGCGAGGAAGACAAGGAGCACGACUACAGCAGCAUCGCAGAACUCAAAGGCCUCGUCCCCUCCUCUUCCUCCAGUGACCUCUAUGCCACGGUCCGAGAUAUCUACGCCCAGCCCGAUGAGCCCGAGCAGGAUGAAGACCCCGGCAUGGACAGAACAGAUCCUGGCUACGAAACCAUCCGCAUCCCAAAGAAUAGUAGCUUGGAUGAUGACUACAGGGCGGAGGGUUCAGACGCUGCCAAGCCAGAGCCUGACUACGAGAGUGUCGGAGAGCUGGGGCUAAGCCGGGAAACGUCCCGCCUCUGAGUUUUCCCCCUCAUCAUCUGUGACGGUCUGGGAGAAACUUCCUCGCUCUCACAGACGUCACUGCAGUGCUUUGAACCCUGCUACGAAGCAUGCUCCUGGUGCAUGCCCUGGGGGAAAUGGCGCACCACAGCAUCCAUCAACAAUACAUCAGCGUCCUCUUUACAGCUCGGGUACGGACUAUCGCAACUGAACUUUUAAUUUAUCAACCAGGGUGAUGGUCAUUGGUACUGGUAGGCCUCCUAGGAAGUUAACUGUAGUGCCUCAGUCAUUGGUUGUUUAAUCAUGUGAAUGAGUGCACUUUGGAUCAUUUAAUUCAUCUUUUGUCUUUGUGACAUAUCAUGGGCACAUUUAAGCACAUUUGAUUGUGGAGAAACAUCAAAUAAAUAUCAAAUCACAUCACACAUGCAGUUAAUUCAAGGCAGAGGACACUAUCAGUGCCUGUGAUAUAACAAAAGAAAUCCAAUAAUUCAGUGCCAUAUAAUCAUGAAAAGUCAUGCACUUACUGUACAUAUGAAGGCUACAUGGUUUCUCCUCUAUAGCUGCUAGCAGCUUUCUUCUAGGUGAUUCAGUGUCAUGUUAUAUUGAGGUGUCAGAUGUGUUUCUAUUCUUUGUCAGGCUCACCUCCACUUUGCCUUUUCUGCUUAAAAUUCAUCUUUUAGGCAUUCAAAGCAAAAGUCAGAAGUAUUUGUGACCACAUGGUUAGUUAAACAAGUCUAUAGAUUAAGGCACUCAAUAGAAAUGAAGACCUUUUGAUGAGGAAAGGAAAGUGAUCUCACAUGAGGUUUCACAGUACAUUUUGAAAGCACAUCACAGCCAAUGUCAACCUUUUUUUGUGAGUUUCAUAUUUAUUUGAAGAUGAAUAUUGUUGUGUAAUUGUGAAAUGUUUCAGAGUAUGUCUGAGCGAAAAGUAAAAAGGGUUUUCUGGAAGUUUCUAGAAUUUCUUAUGAGAUACUAAAUGAAAGGAGGUUGUAAAGUCACAACAGUUGUAAAGGUACAUUUGACCCUGACUACUUUGUUUUGAAGGAUGAGUACAUUUCUUUUUUUGUCAUUUUGCACAGGGUUUAAAACUAAUUCAAAAGAGUUUUGAAAUGAAACAAAAACGUGCAUUAUUGAUGCAAAUAUAUUGAUCAACUGUAUUUUUUUGGUAAUCUUUUGAGCCUGCUCAUGGUACUGUAUACAGCCUUCAGUUGGCAUUCCUGUUGAUUUUAAGCACAAGGUUUAAUAUCAUGGUACUGCAUUUAUCAAUAGCAUCAUCACAAUCUCGCUACUUCUCUGCACAAUUUGAAUAUCUAAAGCUUUUUAACUAAGUAGCACUAUGGUAAAAAAAAACCCAUAUCUUUCUGUUUGUAGCUUGUACUGACGACAUGCCAACCGAGGCUUGUAUAUAUUUAGAGCACUAUUUUAACCAACUGUUAUUCGCUGUUUUAUGUGAGCUUUUACUUAUUUGUACAAUGUCCAGAGUGGUAUUAUUUUGAAAUAAGUCUGUUAAGAGCACUGGUCGAUGUCUGCCUUGUUUUGAGGAAAACAAAGGCUUCUUUUUUUAUCUUAUAGUAACUCAAAGUUGCCAAAUAGCUUCUGAGUAUUGAGAAGUAGUAACCAAUUGAAUAUGAGAAAUAUGGUACAAUGUUUUGGUACAUGCAUUUAUGAGAAACAGUGAGUGUGGUACUUUAUUUAAAAAAAUGAAUUAAUGUGUCAUAACUGUUGUUUGGUGUUUGUUUUCAAAUUUAACAAGGCCAAUUGUGUUUGUUGUUGUAAAUAUCUAUUUUACUCCUACAGUUUCUCCUGUCUUUGCAGAAAAUAACUGGUGUCGUCUGUUUCCACCCACAUGGAAAUAUUAAAACAUUACAGCAUCUCCAGCCUUAGCUCAUGUUUUACUAUACAUGUAAAAGCGUGUUUGUGGUUUGGACAGACCGCAAGCCCACCCAGACUGAUAUUGGAUUCAUAAAUUAGAUAAGAAAUUGGAAAUGCUUUAACAUCCCCCGGCAAUGAUACAGUUAAAGUGAUUUAAAAUGCAAUCCACAUGAAAAUGAGUGAAUGAAGCCCAUAAAACAUAGAUAAUUAUCAUGCCAUUAACACUCCCAAAAAGGAGGAUGAUCUUCAUACCAAAUGAUUUUGCUGUGUCUGAGUGUGAGAUAUAAUGGAAUUCACAAAAUGCUAUGAAUGACCUCAAAGGAAAUGAUCUGUCAAAGGGGGGUUUUAGAGCCAAAUCAUACCAUGGCAACACACACACAUACGCACUCAGGCUUAAUAGACAAUUAACUAAAAUCACUCAUUUUCUCUAGCUGUCUAUCUUGGUCAUACAAACACAGACACUCCCUACAGGGAAUUGGAGUGUGGUGGAGGUUCGGAGACGCUCCCCUGAUGCCUCUCCCUCCCUCUCUACUACUCCCUUAAUGAGAUCAUUUGUUCCCUACAACCAGCAGACAACUGUAUAGUUACACCUGCCUUUGAUCACAUGGCACAGUCUGUUUUGGAAUUAUGUUCAUAUCUGUCACUCCCUUCUGUCCGUUUUCCAUUCUCUGCAUGUACAUAUUUUACGACAUGAAUUGUUCUAUUAAAAUAUAUAUAUAUAAUAAAAA